This is a messenger RNA of Ipomoea nil (Japanese morning glory), 1607 nucleotides long. RefSeq names its product putative late blight resistance protein homolog R1B-23. The transcript is spliced from 3 exons. The coding region runs from base 184 to 1497 and encodes 437 amino acids. The record is from RefSeq and is a predicted model, not a curated record. NCBI's taxonomy places the organism in Eukaryota, Viridiplantae, Streptophyta, Magnoliopsida, Solanales, Convolvulaceae. Gene Ontology annotation, molecular function: ADP binding. Gene Ontology annotation, biological process: defense response to other organism.
AUCUUUCACUUAAAAAAAUAGCAUUGCAUUAUAGAGGUGUCUUACCAUUAUUGAAUUCCUGUUGAUAUUAGUUCCACUUGCUUCAAUUCUUCUGUGAAAGCUUACACACAAUCAAAGUAACUAACAAAAAAUUUCAGAUCUAGAGUUGCAUUAUCACACACAAACUGAUCUAGAGAUUGAAGAAUGGCUUGUGUAGCAGUAGCUUCUCUUGUGAGAACAAUAGAGAUUGAGUUCUUGCAAUAUAAGCCUCGUCCACUUGUACUGCACAAUCAUCUCAUCUCUUCCAACAAACACUUGAUCCAAUCUUUCCACCAAAAUCUUGGAUUUCUAAUAUGUCAGCUCGAGGAGGAAAGAAUCGAUGGUGUUGAAGCAGUUAAACGCUUGGAAACCAAGCUCAGGGAUUUAGCUUUCAGAGUGGAAGAUGAAAUCGAAUUCCUAGUAGCACACCUUUAUGAUUAUGAAUAUUUAGACGGAAUAGCAGAUCUCUUUGUGGAAGAGAGGGACACAAAUGCGGAGAAGACGACUCAGCCUUGUGUGAAACUUGGUCAAGUUUUUCAAAGUGCAAUGGAAGAAAUUGAAGCCAUCAAGGAAGAGUUGGUGAAAAUCAAGAAUAUGGACGAGGCAGAAGGAAGAAAGACAGCCCCUGAUGUUAUACGAAGGUCUGAAGUUCUUUCCUCCCAGCACGCUUCACACUCCAAGGAACAAAUGGUCGGGAAAGAAGACGAGUUUGGGACAAUCAAGAAGCUGCUAACUGAAUUUGGAUCCAAGGAAAAAAAAGUUGUAUCAAUUAUAGGUAUGGGAGGAAUCGGUAAAACAAAUUUGGCCAGACAACUUUAUGAAGAUUCAUCAGUUUCUAUCCACUUUGACGUGCGAGCUUGGGUUGUCGCAUCACAGCUUCACAAUAAGAGGCAAAUGCUUGUAGGUCUUCUUAAUUCAAUUUCCAAACAAGGCAACCUAGAAAACUCCACUGAUGAGGAUCUUGCUUUAAAACUCUACCAAUGUUUAAAGCGUCAAAGGUACAUGGUUGUGGUUGAUGAUGUGUGGAGUGGUGAGGCAUGGGAUGAUGUUAGCAAUUGCUUUCCUGAUGAUGGAAAUGGGAGUCGAGUAUUGUUAACUACUCGUCUCGUAGCAGUGGCAAAUUAUAUUAGCUCCGACAAUGACUUUUUUCAUCAUAUGCAAUUAUUGGAUCAAAUUGAUAGUUGGAAUUUAUUUUGUGAAAAGGCAGGUAAAUCUCGUGGUGCUGCAUUUGAGAUCAUCGGGAAGCCAAUUGUUAAAAAAUGCAAAGGAUUGCCUCUAGCAAUAAUUGUGGUUGCCGGACUAUUCUCCAAACUCAACACACUAAAUGAGUGGGAGAAUAUUGCAAAAGCUCUAGAUUCUUCUACAACAACAACUAUUGCGGAAACAUGUUCAAAAAUACUCUCACUCAGCUACAAUCACUUGCCUCACCACUUAAAGUGGCUGAAAGGUACAUACAAGAACUUAUGGAUCGAAACCUAAUUCUUGUGAGCAAGUGGAGUUGUUGUGGAAGAAAAAUUAAAGUGUUUGGGGUGCAUGAUUUAUUGCAUGCCUUUUGUGUGAAAGAAGCUCAAAAUGAGAACCUUCUGCAU